AUGGUGAUCUCUACCAGGGUGUCUAUCCAAUGGCCGCCUGAAGAGGCCGAGGAACUCUCACAUACGAUGGCCUUCACUUCUCCACAGGGCCAUUAUGUCGAUAUCCGAAUCUUGAAAACUCAUUAUCCCUAUGUCCAGCACAAGAACCAGCCGUUUUUCGACGAGGUCUUCCAAUGGUGUUUGUGUGGAACAGAGCAGCCUAUAGAAGGAACAAACAAGAUCAGGUUUAUCAACGAGAUUGAUAGCCAGGCAAUUGCCAAGUCUGUACGUAGUGGAAAAUACGUAGCUCCUGGUGAAGACAUUGGUGAUUUUUCAGCCAUUGAAGGUUCACACGACAGAAAAGAAGUAGGAUCUAUGGUCAACCCAGCUACCGGGAGGGUUCAGGAUUAUAUAGAGAUCUGGAGGUCGUUGGAUCCAUUGCGGUCUACCCCUACCGAGGAAGUUAGAGAGCCUGCUGAAUCCGAGCCCGAGUCGAUCACAGGGUUUUCGCUCGAAAUCAAGGACAACUCUAGAUACCUAGGGAAGCUCAUUCGCCUAGGCUUCUGGAUCCAGGGAAUAGUGUACGAUAAGCAAUCUGAAAAUAUCCAUGUAAUUCGCAGCCAUUUCAACCUGGCUGUUGCUGAAUGGCAGAACCAGAUCGAAUAUGGUCAAAUUGACCAGUUCCCAUUGACAUUUGCCGGUGAAGUAGGCGACAAGGUACUGGUCUCUUCAUCUUUCUCCUGGAGCUGUGUAGAGAGAGAGAAAUGA
This is a messenger RNA of Scheffersomyces stipitis CBS 6054, 747 nucleotides long. RefSeq lists its product as uncharacterized. The record is from RefSeq and is a predicted model, not a curated record. The coding region runs from base 1 to 747 and encodes 248 amino acids. The transcript has a single exon. Lineage: Eukaryota; Fungi; Ascomycota; Pichiomycetes; Serinales; Debaryomycetaceae.